CGGACGAUGGAUAGAGACCCGUCGGGUCGCUCCGUUUCCGUUCCCAUCACAAGCUGGCUUCCGCCCGUCUCCUGGGGACGGGUGUGAACGUGGGAAAAAAAGACCUGGCACAGCGUGCGAUGACUCGCGAGGGCGGGAUUUGCUUUUUACUUGGACGAGACGACGGACAGAAAGAAAGAAGUGGAGGCCGGAGAGGAGACUGGUUCAUUUAAUGUUUGGUGGUCGUAGUUUUUUUUUUUUUAUUGUUAUUUUUUUUUGUAAGUGGAGUUUGGUAUUGGAUCCCUCUCUUCUUGGUAGCUGUGGAAUUAAAGAAUUGGGGAGAAGUUUGGAGGGAAUCUAAUUUGGCUGCGGUUCUGAUCGGUUCCUGAAGCAGAGACGACCUGAUUGAAAUUUAUUGUAGCUUAAAGGCAGCAUAUGUGAAAUAUCAGAGGACUGUGGUAUAUAAUGCAGGUGAAUAUGAGUUGUGGCUGCUUUGGAUCUUUACUGUCCAAGAAAAAGCAUCCUCCCCAAUCUCAACUAGAUAUGGGCGUGCUUCGUUCCCUAGGUCGCCAACCCAUGCUGUAAAGUUCGAAGCAACCCACUGCCGUCUUGUACUCAAAUGAACCAGGAGGCAUGAGCAGCUGUGUACCUCUCCUGGUGGUGUCCCUAACCAACACAUUUUGGGGCAAAAAACAUUUCCCUCGCAAAGAAAAACAUGGUUGGGGACAACUUUGCCCUCUAUGUGUUAAGCAAACACCGGCUUCCAUCUAAUAAGAAAAUAAAGCUUUUCUCUUAUAUUGAGCUGAAAUCAGCUACAGAUAGCUUUCGGCCAAGAAAUAAGAUUGGUCGGGGUGGUUUUGGAACAGUUUACAAGGGGACCCUUACAAAUGGAGAAGCAGUUGCGGUAAAGGUACUUUCUGCAGAAUCGAGGCAAGGGCUUAAGGAAUUUUUAACCGAGAUUGAUACCAUUACAAAUGUUCGGCAUCCAAACCUUGUUGAGCUAAUUGGUUGCUGUGUUGAAGGCAGUAACCGCAUCUUGGUCUACGAGUAUGUUGAAAAUAAUAGUCUAGACCGUGCAUUACUAGGUCCUAACAGUGACACAACAAAGAUGAAUUGGGCCACGAGAUCUGCAAUUUGUCUGGGCACUGCCAGGGGGCUUGCAUAUCUUCAUGAAGAACUUGAACCACCUAUCGUGCAUCGAGACAUUAAAGCUAGCAAUGUUCUCCUUGACCGAGAUUAUGUCCCAAAAAUUGGAGACUUUGGGUUGGCCAAGCUUUUUCCUGAUAAUGUUACUCAUAUCAGCACACGUGUUGCAGGAACAACUGGUUAUUUGGCGCCUGAGUAUGCAUUGCAUGGUCAAUUAACAAAGAAGGCUGAUGUGUAUAGCUUUGGGGUCCUUGUACUUGAAAUAAUUAGUGGCAGAAGUAGUUCAAAGACUGUCUGGUCAGAAAUGGGAAAGUAUAUCCUGGAAUGGACAUGGCACCUUUAUGAGCAAGGGAGACUCAAGGAACUUGUGGAUCCAGCGCUUGAAGAAUAUCCAGAAGAUGAAGUAGUAAGAUACAUGAAAGUAGCCCUUUUCUGCACCCAAGCAGCAAGUGUUCGGAGGCCAUCCGCGUCUCAGGUUGUAGAGAUGCUGUCUAGGCCCAUACGACUCAAUGAGAAGGAAUUGACACCACCAGGUUACAUGGAAGACUCUACGAGGAUGAGUAUGGGCUCGAAAGCUACGAACUCAAGCAAUUUGGCGUUCAAGGAUUCAUCUCGCAUCGACUCCACUCUAUUCACCUCGAAUCCUGUUUCCUAUUCUGAAAUAGUUCCAAGGUGACGUCUCUCUGCCCAUGUGGAAGAAUGUCAUGAACACAGCUGGUGGGGAAUGUCGUUAACCACAGCCGGUAGCACUUAGUCUGAUAGGAGCAUUGGUGAGAGUCCACCCCCCCCCCCCCCCCCAACAUUUUUUCCCUUCAAUUUUAAUCGUGAUCCAUUUGUUUCUAUCAUCCUCAAACAGUGCGUGCUGAAACAUGUAUUAGGUGUAGAUAUUCAUCUGUAUGUCUUUCAGUAUAUAAUAAAAUGACAGCUUUCUUAGGAGCAUGGCAAAGCAUGCUUUUCUCUCAAA
Messenger RNA from Elaeis guineensis (African oil palm), 2089 nucleotides. Lineage: Eukaryota; Viridiplantae; Streptophyta; Magnoliopsida; Arecales; Arecaceae. The record is from RefSeq and is a predicted model, not a curated record.